Molecule: messenger RNA, 2568 nt
Organism: Penaeus monodon (black tiger shrimp)
Lineage: Eukaryota; Metazoa; Arthropoda; Malacostraca; Decapoda; Penaeidae
Source: RefSeq, a predicted model, not a curated record
AGCCGCCUGCGUCCCACUCCGUCCUCCUGAGAGCGCGGCGUCACAUGUACCCGGGUUGAGUGUCGUAUCCUCCUUCCUAUCAGGGAGGAAUAAUAAUAGACAGACGCUUUACUUUUUAAGUAUUCAUGGAUUGGCAGACAAUCAUUUCAUUCUAGGAACUUCACACACUACUGGAUUGGACAAAUCUACAUUAGUCGCUAAGCUUCAAUUUCCGUCGCCAUGUGGGCAUACAUUUUUCUGACAUGUUUGGCGGCAGGGAUUGUGGAGGCAACAUCUCCUUAUUGCUUCGACAUCGACAAGAAGACGGGGAAGCAGUUGUGUUGUCCACCCGGAAAUGACGGAAAUGGAGAGUGUGUGGAAUACCUUCCGAAGAAUUCCCUGAGGCAUAUGAAGGGCGUCGAGAGUACUGAGGAGUUUAACAGAACGAAAGCCUACGUCGUCUCGCCACCUCAAGACAGUGAUGACUCGUGUUGCUGUUUGGAGGAGAAAGAGCGGAUGUUGCUGAAGACUGUGGUAGCAGAAGGGGGAGAAACCUAUGAAGUGGCCCAAAGCGACACAGACAUGGUACAACCUGUGGAGACAGUGACUUGCCGUCUCAUCCCUUGCAUAAUACCACCUCAUCGCCAAGACAAGGGUAUCAGUUGUUCGCAGAAAUGGAGCAGCUGGGAGGUGUAUGCCAAAGACCCCGCUAAUGAAGAUAUGCUACGCGUUGUGAGUUUCAAGGUGCCAAGCGGGUGUCUUUGCGAUUCCGAUGCAGCGAACGUUCAAGACAGGAAGCUGCAGGACCCAUCUGCUUAUGACAUGGAUCACUGGCUACAGACAGAAGUGCGUAGGUUGUUUUUGAACGCAGGUGACAUUUACGACACUCAUUCAGUGGCGAAAGGCACAAGAACGCUGAGGUACCCUGUGAAAAGACAGAUUCAGCAGGGAGGGGAGGCAAUGUCGACCAUAAGGAUUCUGGCGCUUAUCCUAUCCAAGGUGGAGCCGUCAGACAGACUUCCCAUUUUCCAUGAAGUCAGGGGAAUUAUGAGUGAAAAAGUAAACUAUAUGCGAGAAGCAAGAAAGAUAAUUGAGGCGAUCUUUGGCGGGGGCGGGACGGCCGAUGAAGCCACGGACGUAGGUUCCUCUGGCGGUUCUACUGGGAAGCCAGACACAGGCCCACAGUCACAGGAGACCGACGACACACUUAAAGUGAAAAUAAUACAAUUCUUAUUAAGACGUGCGAUGGCCGAGGUGAUGUGUAACGCAACGGUGGUCAUCAAGUUGGAUGAGUACAAGACACCCUCCUUCCUCCCUCAAGAAUUCAUCAAAGAAAUGAAUAGGAAUGAAAACGUCACGGUCUCGCCCAUCGCCAGCAUGCUCGUCUCCACCGCGCUCCGUUGCCGCGACACGGAUGUCCUGCAGGCGAUUAGGAACGGACGCCUCGCCCGGAUGAUCGUGUCCGCCGAGAUGGUCAGCCAAGGCAUUGCAAAGGUUCUGGAUGAUAGUGAUGGCAAAAUUAGUGCGAUUAUCCAAUUGCGGUGAUCCCUUUCGCAACCCUCUCGUGUUUGAUGAAACAAAGUUGCAGAAAUUCGGGGCUUCUUUGACAGAGUUCUUGAAUCCAUGAGUAAUAGUGGCAGCGUGAUUGAUACCACUGUGUGGAUGACAACAACCGAAAAUGACAAACAAUCAACACCUGGAAUGCAUGAAACUACAACUUUUCCAGCUGUGACGUCAAUCCAUAAUUUAAACCCCGGGGGGGGGAAGGCACCAGGGUCAGAAGAGACCAUGGGGAACCCAGUGAUCCCACCUGAAGAGCAGCUUCCUUCAUCAGAAUACAUGAGCUUCAAUGACACUGGUGCUGUCCUAUUUUUUCUAAUUGACGGUGACCGGGGGUUUCUAGUGACCAAUCGGCCGUUGACAGAGAUGCCAGCGGGAGGAAAGCCUGUGACAUCAACGACCUCAGUCCCAACUCAGACUGUGAUGGAAAGUGAAACCACAAGUAUAUCCGAAGUCCAGACUGAAGAGACUCUUACUCCUACAACAUUGCCUAGUGGAUUGACGUACAGAAAACCCCCGCUUUUCCCCGACUCUUCUGAUACUGAUGAUACAACAGAAUAUUCUUUCUCAGGCACAACUGGAAAGACUACUACAUCGUUUACUGAUGAGACACCAUACUCUUCAUUGGCUGUGACUGAGGAAGAAACUACUACCUCAAUUGGUAUAAGUACAGAAAUGACAAAUACUCCUGUGUUAUCAACUGAUGUUUCAAAAUCUCAGACCGAAACAACAAACACAUUUGAAACGGUAGCUGAAAAUUCAACAGUGGAAACAGAGUCGACAACUGGCUCAAUGACUGAAGAAACAGAAGGUGAUGGCUUUCUAACUUCAGACUCUACAGCCGUGGAAAUAACAGAAGGAACAAUGACCAAAGAAACCGGAACAACAAAAGUUAAAAAAAGGAAAACCAAAACGAAAAUUUUCUACCGAGUGGGUUUACGAGCGAUUGGGUACAGAAAAACAUUACUGGGAAUUGACUCCCAAAGAAACAUUUACAGAAGAAAUGGUAACAACAACAGCAAUCGGUGA